Messenger RNA from Didymodactylos carnosus, 276 nucleotides. Lineage: Eukaryota; Metazoa; Rotifera; Eurotatoria; Philodinida; Philodinidae. The record is from the annotation of a GenBank genome assembly.
AUGGCGACAACAACAACAACAACAGUCGCAGCUACUACGACAACUAUAAAUAUUCAUUCAUCACCAGAUGAAGUGUUAUUCUAUGCAAAUGAUACAUCUUAUGAAUUUGUUGAACAAUAUCUAGACGUGUUAAAAGUUGAAUGUGAAGCUUUGGAUGAUAUACAAAUUCGUGUAUGUUUUAAAUUGAAAGAUAAUACAUAUAUGGUGAAACCGGGUAUGGUAGUAGAUGCUGAAGGUUUUCUUGUGGCAUUAAGAGCAAAAGAUAAGAAUAUUUGA